UGCGCACGCAGUAACACCUGCGCAAUUUUGAGCUUCCGGCAUAUUGACCUACAUUCAAACGUCGGUGUUGUUCUAAGUUCAAAAUUUUAGUAAUUUCGAUAUUGCGGAAACAAAAUUAACGCAAAUAUGCCUCCCAAAUUGUGUGGAAAAUGUGAUAAGACAGUUUAUCCGACGGAAGAACUUAAAUGUUUGGAUAAGGUAUGGCACAAGGGCUGCUUCAAAUGUGAGAUCUGCAAUAUGACAUUGAAUAUGAAAAACUACAAAGGCUACGACAAACUUCCUUAUUGCACUGCGCACUACCCGACGACGAAGCAUACAGCAGUGGCAGAUACACCAGAAAUUAGAAGAAUACAAGAAAAUACAAAAAUACAGAGUAAUAUUCAAUAUCAUGCUGAGUUUGAGAAACAGAAGGGCAAGAAGACGGAUAUUGCGGAAGAUCCUGAGAUGAUGCGUGUCAAAAAGAACAUGGAGGUGAUCAGCAAUGUUAGUUACCAUGGGGAUAAGGAGCGUAGGGAACAGAUGGAGCAGGCUAGACCAGCUGAACAAUUGGAAGGGGGCCGCAAUGUUCGUUCCAACCCUGGCCGGAUCGCGGAUAUGGAACCUGCCAUGGAACCCGCGGGUGGCACGCCUUACAGCAAUCGAAACUCUGCAAGCGCCCGACAGGUGUACGACUCUAACGUGGGGAAAGAAGGCAGCCGCUUUUCGUACACAGGUGGCAAUCAAAGCAUUGAGCAGCCAGCGAGACGCAAUGUGGGCUCCAUAAGCGAUUAUGAUCCUCUCAAUGAAAAAUAUGGUUCAAUUGCUGGACAGAAUAAUCCUAGAGGACAGCCUGCCCAGCAGGCGUACCAGCCCCCGGCGCAGUCCUACCAGCCUCCGCCACAGGCAUACCAGCCCCCACCCCCAGCCAACCCCGCACCUGCUGCUGGAAAAGGGAUGGUUUGCCAAGCCAUGUAUGAUUACGAUGCAGCAGACGCAGAUGAGGUCAGUUUCCGAGAGGGAGACAAGAUAGUUUUCUGUCAGCCAAUAGAUGCUGGUUGGAUGGAGGGAACUGUGGAACGCACAGGCAAACGGGGCAUGUUGCCUUCUAAUUAUGUUGAGAAAAUGAACUAGCAAGUUGAUGUUAAAUACUUUUAUGUUAGAUAAGAUAUUUAAUUACUUAACUUCAUAUAGCUUGUAAAUUAUAUGUUAUAGACUUUUUAUAAUAGAAUUAAGUGUACAGUUAGAAUACUUUUUACUGGAAAAAUAUAAGUGUAGCUUAGUAAAAUCGACUAUUUACUCUUGAAAUUAUCAAACUGUACACAGAAAGCGUUCUAUCCUAGCUGUGUUGUUUUGAUAUAAAUUGUUUUAAUUGCUACAAAGUAUUAUCCAAUGAGAUGAAUGAAAGUUAAUGAAGGAAGUUGUAUUCUUAACAGGAUAGUUGUAUUCAUAACUGGACAGUUAUCUAUAUACCUAUAUUCAAGUGUAUGCUUCUUAUACAUACAUAGUUGGGAUCAUCUUAUCUGGACACAAUACUGUUAAUUAGUUCUGUCAGUAUUACUAAUGCAAUGUCAGUUUGUUAAUGGGCUGUUAAAAGCUUUUUUUAUCAGACUCACAGCCAGUGUUAUGUUGGGUGUGUACUUUUAUAAAAUGGAAUAGGUUUUAUCAAAGCAGAAGCAAGAUGGUAUAUGUAAUACUUAUAAGUGUUUUGUUUGGUAGAAAUUUGUGGAUUCUCUUUGUUCAUUUUUACCACUUUCAUGCUGGAAUAAAGGUACAUCAAUAUUCUGGUUUGUAGAUUUAAAAUCCUGGAUUGUUUCCGCUAUUUCACGUGAAUCUGAUGUGCUGGUGCUCCGUGUUAUUUAUUUAUCAACUCAUCAUGAUGCAGGAGUUUAGGGCUUAAAGGGGCCUUUUCACAGAUUUUGGUAUUUUUUAACUUAUUCAUUAAAUGCUUUAUAUUGAUAAAUGUAAACAUUGGAUCGUAAAAGCUCCAGUAAAAAAUCAAGAAUAAAAUAAAAAAAGGAAAAGAACAUUGCCCGGAGCAGGUUGCGAACAAGUGACCCCUGGAGUUCUGCCAGAGUCCUGAAGUAAAAACGCUUUAGCCUACUGAGCUAUUCCGCCGAGUACACAUUCUUAACGUAUUUUAUACAUUAUAUAAACAAUCUUCGUAGGUGCACAAAAUUUAACGACAAAAACAGAACUCUCCAAAUUAUUCAAUCGUUACGCGUUGCAACGCUUUAUAAUUUUUAGGUUUUAAAAUCGUCAAAAGAUGCAUAUAAUGGCUAUAUUAGAGCAUGGUAAUUGUUCAGUAUUACUGUUUCCUCACAAAUAUCAUAACUAAAACGAAAAUUUGCGAAUCUGAAACAACUUUUUUUCAAUUUUGUCAAUUUACCAAAGCGUGAAAAGAUCCCUUUAAUCUAUUGGUUAUUUCAUAUUUCUUAUAAUGUUCAUUUGCUUCUUUUAAAAAGAUAAGUGUUAUUUCAAGUAUUCUAUUUAUCACAGUAUCUGAUAGUACAUCAAUACCUUGAAAGCAUGUACAACUGAACUGAUUUUUUGUUGUCCAUUACUGAAAAUGAAUUUUAUAUAUUUUAUAAUGAGAGUGUACAGUGACACAAUUAUUUAACAUGCAUAACAUACUUAAUGAUAUUAUGAUUUAGAAAGAAUUGUUUGACUCUAGUUAGUUUUGUUGUUCAUGUAAAUACUGCCAACAUUUGUAUUUAAGUUAUAUCUCAUAAACAUCUGUUUUGAAGUGGACAACUUCUUUUUGAUGGGCUGAGAACAAAGUGAAAUAUACGCAAGCUAUGUUUUUUGAAAUAUUCGUUGAGUUAUUUAAAUAAUUUUAUUCUUCCGAUAUUUGUUAAUUUUAUUUCAAUUCCCUAAACUUUAUUACAUAUAAGUAUUUACCAGAUUUUGGAGAUGGGUAUUGUUCUUUCUAGUAGGAGAUUUUAGCAUUUAUUGUCCAUAAUGUGCAAUUGUCAUUGCCUUUGUUUCUUGCUUUUCUUCUAUUAACUAAGACUCCGUCUUUGCUUUCCCAACACAUACCUCUUUUUUUCAGCACUUGUAAUAUACUUGUAUAUUUUGAUUAAAUAAUAAUCAUAGAGACCUUCAUGUAUUUAUAAAGUGGUAGGUAUUGGAUAUUUUUGUAUUGCCCAAUAUAUUAUUAUGUAAUCAGACAGGUAAUUUGUGAAUUUCCUUUGUAAUGAUUUAAUGAUCAUAUAUGUUCCAAACAUAUUGUAGUGUAUGUUUCAAGUAUAACAAGAACUAACAAGUUUCAAAUAUAACAAGUAAUACAA
This is a messenger RNA of Dreissena polymorpha, 3266 nucleotides long. Its product is annotated as LIM and SH3 domain protein F42H10.3-like. Gene Ontology annotation, molecular function: actin filament binding. Bases 127 to 1110 code for a protein of 327 amino acids. Lineage: Eukaryota; Metazoa; Mollusca; Bivalvia; Myida; Dreissenidae. Gene Ontology annotation, cellular component: focal adhesion. The record is from RefSeq and is a predicted model, not a curated record. The transcript is spliced from 9 exons.